AUGGCACACAUCAAAACCUACGCUCGCCUAAAGCCGUCCAAAAAGGUGUACCCAGGCUACGAGGUGGACUCCAACACCUUAAGGAUUCAUAUUGUUGACAACAAGGAAUGCAUUUUCAUAGAUCCUCAACAAGUGGCCAACCGUGGAUGUUUGUCGUAUGAAGUUUCUUUUACAGAAAUAUUUAACCCUGCGUCAACUCAGGAAGAUGUCUUCAAUGUUGCUGCUAAGGAUAUCAUUCAAAAUUUUUUGAAUGGUUACAAUGGGACAAUAUUUGCUUACGGCCAAACAGGCACAGGGAAAACCUACACUGUGGAGGGCAACACACAUCAGUACUGUAGCCGAGGCCUGUCCACCAGAGCCCUAAGUAUGAUCUACCAGUAUCUGGCCAGACGUGUGGAUGAUCAUAUUUCUGUGUACCUGUCCUACCUAGAGAUUUAUCAGGAGGUUGCUUACGACUUACUCAACCCAACAUCCCGGCCUCCUGUUCCCAUACCUCCAUUUGCAAAGAAUAUAACUGUCUGUGAAGGACCUCAGGAGUCACCACUGCUGAGGGGCCUCACCUUGCAGCCGGCAGCCAAUGAAGAAAUUGCCCAGAUGCUCCUCCUGCAGGGCCAAGCCAACCGCAAGAUUUCCGAAACACCCACCAAUCAGCGGUCGUCACGUUCACACGCUGUGUUCACCGUCUAUUUGCAAGCACGCAAACACGACUCGAAAGUCACGUUAAAGUCAAAACUGCACCUUGUAGAUUUAGCCGGCUCCGAGCGUGUCUCUAAAACUGGAGCUGACGGGCAGCAGCUGACCGAAGCCAAGUCUAUCAAUCUGUCGCUGCAUCAUCUGGAGUCAGUCAUCAUUGCACUGCAGUCAGAUCGUGUCCUGAUUGCAAAUAGCCUUGCUGGAGAGGACAAGAGCAUGGAUGAUAAUCUGCCCACUCAGAGUCGAAGUGUUGUUUCAGUAACAUCAGGCCCUUCCAGUGAUGGUGGCAGGCCAUGUCGGUUUGUGCCCUAUAGGAACUCUCUUCUGACUAUGCUGCUGAAAGAUUCACUAGGUGGCAAUUGUCUGACUGCAAUGAUAGCCACAAUCUCCAUGGAGCCAGAGAACCUGGGGGAAUCCGUGUCAACCUGUCGCUUCGCCCAGCGGGUGGCACGCGUGGCCAAUAAUGCCAGGAGAAAUGAGGAAAUUGAUGACAAGGCUCUCAUCUCAAGACUCCGGCAGAAGAUUUCAUGCAUAAAACACGAAUUAGUCAAAUCUCAGGGAGAUUGGAGAUCACUGUACAGCUACGAUGAUCUGUCAGAUGUUCUGUCACGGGAUGACAAAGCCCAGUGUGCCAGGAUCAUGGAGGGCUUUCUGCAGGGUGACAUCCUCGACCCUGUGGCUGCAGGAAUUUGUGACCGCUACCGGUUCCUAGAAUGUCUGCAUUUGUUAAAGGAGCGGUGCCAACAGUCCCAGGCCGCCCUCACCCAGCUGCUCACAGGCCAUCGACAGAAGGCCAGCAGUCCAGGCCUGUUUUUUGAAGCCCUAACGGAAAGUUCUAGGGAUUAUAAUGGUGAUCAGAGGAUGUCAGAAGCAUUCCAGCUCGGCGAAUCAUUGGUGGCUGGCUAUCAAAGGCCAGCAGGUUUCACCACUUCUGAAGGAAGUAUGGACAUAUCAGAAGAGUUUUUUAGUGCCAGUGAUAAUAAUGGUGUGUGUGUGACCAACCCAGAAUGUUUUGUCCUGGAAAGGAAAGAAAGUGAAAGCAGCCACUCCCAAGAAUCAUAUUCAGAAGAAAAGUACCCAUUUAAGUCAUCGAGACUGAAAUUGAAGACAGAGGAGAACUCGGAGCAGACCAUUAGGAAUCCAGAACCAGAAAAUCCUCAUUCCAGGAAGCCAGAAGAACGUCAACAAACCAGGAAGCCAGAAGAAGAACAUCAACAUGCAAGAAAGCCCGAAGAAGAACAUCAAGAUGAUCAAGAACCAAUAGAAAAGCUGAAAAGUGACAUGCAGUAUCAGAGGCUUCUUGAAACCGAGAGCAGCUUUAGAUUGAAGCUGAAAGUCCUAGAGCAACAGCUGCUCGACCACCAAGCAUACAUCCAGUGGCUGAGGAACAACAAAGCUGACCCUUCCCAUAUUGCUAAGGAACUCUAUGUUGAGAGGAACCAGCUAAAAAUCCAGGCCAGAUUUCAAGAGAAACUAAACAAACUGCUGGAUAAAAAGGCCAAACUGAUGUACAGCAUUUCAUUAGAGAGGCAAAAGAGUCCCUUCAUUCGACAGUGCUGCAAAAAAAGUUCGUACUGUGACAAAAAUAGUCCAUGUAAUAUGAAAUGUAAAACUGGCUGCUGUAAGCAGAUAACUCCAAGGAACAGCAAUGACAAGUCAGCAUUAAGAAUUAAAGACUUGACUUUCAAGGUGGCGGCCUCACUAAACAGGUGUGGAGACCUCAAGGAAACCUCUCCAUUACCUGCUGAUGUACAGCUGCAAAAGGAUAAAGGGAGAUAUCACCCCACAGACGAUGACCUUACUCCAACAGUAAGAGAAGAAUAUUCUGGUAAUGAGUUGCGGGGGAAAACACCAAAGAUAUCAAAUCAGCAAAUCAGUCAGGAGGUGCAGACAUGUCCAGAUUUAUCAAGACAAUAUUCUGGUCAAGAAUUGCAGCAAAAGACUUCAAAGAUAUCAAAUCAACGUCAGAAACAUCUUCCAGCAUUGUCCAGACAAGAACUGCGGCAAAAGGCUCCGAAAAUAUCAAAUAAAAAUACUGACAAAGACCAGGAAGCGACCCCAGGGAUGUUCAUUCAGCAGCAAGAUCAACAGGCGCAGGCUCCACCAAUAGCGAAACAACACACUGAGAAAGCUCACAGUCAGAAGAUCUCGGAUCACAUUGCUGAUCUUCACCAGCUCCUAACAUCUCCUAGAAUAUCAAAGCAGGCUGACUGGGAAUUACAACAGCGGACUCCUGAAGUGGCCAAACCACCAGGAAAUCAUGAAAAGUUAUCCCCAAGGCUAUCAAAACACCAAGUCCGUCCUGAAUUUCAACAGUUGACUCCAGAGAUACUGAAACAACAUGCUGAUCAAGAAUUGCAACAUAUUUUUUCCAAGCUGCAAACUGACAAGGAACUGCAACAGAAUUUAAAAACACUCUCGCCAACUACUGUUGAACCACGGCAAAAAUCUCCAAGGAUGACCAGACAGUAUGCUGAUCGCAUGUGGCUGCAAAAUACAAAGAUGUCCCGACCAAAUCCUGACCGAAUGAAGCACCAGGAUUCUCAAAUUAUACCCAAAGAGUGUGCAGAUCACAAGACACAGAGCGGUCCAGAUUACGAAAAGCCAUGCAUUGCCAUUGAAGCUCCUCAAAACAGCAGAAGCAAGUUAGCAGAAAAAGUAGUAGUUAGUGGCAGGCCAGUUCAUGACCCAAAAUUUACCAUAUCAGUUGUGGUGGACAAGGGGGAAAGAAAUAUUGCCAAAGUGGAGUCCAUUUCGGAAGAGUCACAGAGCACAGAGAAGCAGGUGAACGCCAUAGAGGACUACAUGGUUGUGGAUUAG
This is a messenger RNA of Candidula unifasciata, 3513 nucleotides long. Lineage: Eukaryota; Metazoa; Mollusca; Gastropoda; Stylommatophora; Geomitridae. The record is from the annotation of a GenBank genome assembly.